UGGAUUUAUGCAUGUGCCGGAACGGGGAUCGGCUUGAAUUUUCUGCUUCUAUAUUUGAUUUUCACUGAUUCGAAUCAUGGCAGAGAUGGAUAUCGUCGCAUGUUGGCCAUCGUCAGUUGUUACAAUAUUUACUACGCUGUUGUGCAUUGCGUGAUGGAAGUGGGAAUCCUCAUCGAUUCAAGUGGAUUUCUCGCCUUCAGUUAUUCUUGUGCCCGUUUCGGCUACUGGGUCUCGUUUUUUGCCAUCCAGCUCUACAAUGUUUUCUUCACAACAUUAACAAUGAGGCCAAGCCCUGAAAGAGAUGAAAUCAGUCGAGUGGCAUUGUUGCAACGCUACAAUUUGAGCAUCGACCAAUUGGGAUAUUUGGGGCCAGUGUACAAGCUAACUAAUACAAGUGGCUCUUGGGUGUAUGUCUGGCCGAGUAUCAUCAGCACAAUGAGUACGGUGACUCUACAAGUGAUCGUCUAUUGCGCAACUUGUGUAUGCGGGGUUCAGCUAUACAUUUUUGUGCGAAAAGCCCUUGUCAGCAAUCGAUCAAAAUCGAUGAACAUGCAACUUUUGCGUUUAUUGAUGAUACAGGCAAUCACUCCACUCAUUUUUGAGUAUAUCCCAUUUUUCGCUACAUUGUUCGGUGGAUUCAUUGGACUUCCCUUGGACGAGGCUUCGUUUUACAUCCCAAUUUUGGUCUCCUGUUAUUCAGCCUCAGAGGCGACAAUGACAAUUUUCGGUUUUACAAUAUAUCGUGAAAGGCUCCUCAGAAUGCCGAAAGCCAAACUCACCGACUUGUUGAGUUCAUUUCGACGGAAAUCCAAACACCUUCAAGCUGGAGAAGCAGCAAAAAAGGGCAACUCUCCUUCCGUUGAACAGAGCGUAACGGCUGGAUCGGUUCCAGCUUGCUCACUUUCCGUUCAACACGACGAUCAGCUGUCUACACGAGUUAAUAAGGCGACAAAGCGGCUUUGGAAUUUUGGACGCCAAAAGAAGGCGGGGAAACUCGUGAAAGAAACGCUCGAAGUGCCACUAGCCGGAAACGCCUUCAUCACUCACCGGUCACCCACCUUGGAAAUGGCUGCUCCCGUUGCCGACCCGAUCUCCCUUCAAUCGCGACGAGCGCUCAGCAGAGAUGUCUGUGCACGGCUUUUCUUUGAG
Molecule: messenger RNA, 1149 nt
Organism: Mesorhabditis belari
Lineage: Eukaryota; Metazoa; Nematoda; Chromadorea; Rhabditida; Rhabditidae
Source: the annotation of a GenBank genome assembly